Molecule: messenger RNA, 4109 nt
Organism: Synchiropus splendidus (mandarinfish)
Lineage: Eukaryota; Metazoa; Chordata; Actinopteri; Syngnathiformes; Callionymidae
Gene: uts2r1
Product: urotensin-2 receptor
Exons: 3
Coding region: 359-1450 (363 amino acids)
Biological process (GO): neuropeptide signaling pathway; regulation of blood pressure; blood vessel diameter maintenance
Cellular component (GO): membrane
Molecular function (GO): urotensin II receptor activity
Source: RefSeq, a predicted model, not a curated record
UCGAUUCAUCGCUGCGCUCAUUCAUGAAAUAUCUGCAGUGUGUUGACUGAUGUCACUGGAAGACAGGAGAAAGAAAUUGGAACUUUUGAAUCUUUUCUCAGCGGACACAAUGGACCUCUGCAUGAACAGCCAAGCAAUGAUUCAACAGUGAUGGGGUUUUUGCUUCCUUGAGGUUAACUGGUCUUGCAGGACGCUUUCAUCUUCUCGCUCGCCUGAACGCUCACAUCUGCAGGGAGUGUCAAAGCUUUCAGCAAAGUUUUGAAUUGACAGUUCAAGCAGAGGCAUGGAUAACAGAAGCUUUCACUGAGCAUUGAAUCCAGGUGCCGUUGCUCUGUUGCAGUUCCCCCACAGUGAAAAGAUGACCACAGUGUCCAUGGAGCCAGUGGCAGGACUGGGUGAAAGGGAGCCCAAUGCCACCACCCCUCCUCUUAACUCCCAUGAGGACACAGCAGCCACCUACACCAUUGGCACCAUCCUAUCCAUCAUGUGCCUCGUGGGUGUGUCCGGAAACAUCUACACCCUUGUGGUCAUGUGCCACUCCAUGAGGACUGCUGCGUCGAUGUACAUUUACAUCAUAAACUUGGCCCUCGCCGAUUUACUAUAUUUACUCACCAUCCCCUUCGUGGUGUGCACCCACUUUCUUCAGGGAUGGUUCUUCGGAGACGCUGGCUGCCGGAUUCUCAUCAGCAUGGACUUCCUGACCAUGCAUGCCAGCAUCUUCACACUAACCAUCAUGAGCACAGAACGGUACUUUGCCGUUCUGAAGCCACUGGACACCGUCAAGAGGUCAAAAAGUUACAGGAAAGCCAUUGCUUUGGUGGUCUGGGCGGCGUCGCUCGUAUUGACUCUACCCAUGAUAGUGAGCAUUCAUUUAAUGAAGGUGGGCAACAAGGCUAUGUGUCAGCCCACCUUAUCGCCACUGUCCUACAAGAUAUACAUCUCCUGUCUGUUUUGCACAAGCAUUGUUGCCCCAGGCCUGAUCAUCGGCUUCCUCUACAGCCAACUUGCUCGGACCUACUGGGUUUCACAGACGGAGACUUUCAAACAGACAAAGAAACUUCCAAAUCAAAAGGUGCUGUACCUGAUAUUCACAAUUGUGCUCCUGUUUUGGGCAUGCUUCCUGCCCUUCUGGAUCUGGCAAUUGCUGGGCCAGUUCCAUCCAAACCUACCGCUCUCCACCAAAGCCAAGCGCAUUAUAAACUACCUGACCACCUGUCUGACGUACUCCAACAGCUGCAUAAACCCUUUCCUCUACACACUGCUCACCAAGAACUACAAGGAGUACCUGCGGAAGCACAAGCGGUCCUGGUCAGCUGGCAGCUACUUUAAUAGAAGUCGUCGAUUUCAGCGGUCUCCGCGAAGGUCGCCUUCAGCCAGCAGUCAGCAGUGCACUGAGAGUUUCAUGCUGACGCACACAGCCUCACUACGAGCCCAUAACAGCAGUUUGUGAGGUACGUGCCAAUUCACUGCAUCGAAUUUCAUUGACAUUUUCAUUGUGCAAAUAAGGACAGAUCUGACUCAAGUAUGCAAUGGGUCUGUCUUAUCUAAAUGAAGCCUUGCAGCAAAUGUAUUCUCUUAUUGUUUGGUUUAUUGAAGACACAGCAGACUGGAGGAGCCAGUUAAUGCUACUGUACAGCUCAUGUCUAAUGACCAACAAAUAAAAUACAUGAUCCUACGCCCAUGAACAACAAAGAAUGUUUGUACUGAGGAUGUUUCAGUACAUCAACAAGGUAGUGGUUUUAUAAGAAGCUCUGUUUUUAUUUUCUAUGCCCUGUGUUGUGCCUGAGAUUUAAAAAAAUAAUAAUAAUAAUGCAAAGUAACUUAUUCAUAUUCAGAAACACAGUUAAGAUCACAACCACAUUAAGCACAAUAAGUACCAUAUAGAGAAUUUUAAAAAAGUAAAAAUUCACUUUUAGUCUGAGAAACUUCUCUUUACGCUACUCAUGCUCAUUUAUGAGUACAUUACCUUGGUUCCAGAACAAAAGGGUCAAUUAAAAAUGAGUGUAUAUACCACCUGAAAUCAAGGCACGAAUGAAGGAAAGUGACAGAACGAAACGUCACGCUGGUCCUUUCCGUAGCUCAGGUCAUUAUGUAUGUGCAGGUGCUUAAGCUAUGGACUAAAACCAAAACAAUAAAGAAAAAAAAAAACUCUUCAGUCCAGCCAUGUUGACCGCCAUUUCGCCAUCGUUCCAAAUGGUUGAACUUUUGUAUGACAAAUGUGUCCUGUGACUCCAUAUAUCUGUCUGCACACCACUAUGACAGUCAUACAUUAUGUAAGUUGUGUCACUAAUGGACCAUGCAGAAGAAACUGGAGGAAUACAUUUCAGAAGGUGAGUGAAGGGUAAAGGGAGUCUCAGGAAAAAAAAUGGUCAUAUAUCACUCAUGCUGGAGAAAAGAAGCUAUUUUUUGGCAAGCACAUAUCCUUAGCUAUGGCAUAAUGAAUUCCCAGUGGAUGUUCAAAUAUGAUGGACGUUUUACUCAGCUUAUACUGCAAAGAUCCUUCUUUGAUGACUCCUGUUAUGCGUUCUAGACUCCUGCUGAGAAAGAAUAGCUUUGAGUCAUAAAUAAAUCCUCCGCCGCUGAGUGACACCGACUAUAAAUUCACACUAAGUGAGGAAACCACUCUAUAUUUGUCCCCGCUAAAAUGCAAACACUGUGACAACCCAGUGUUGUCAAAUACUCCAUAUACUACUCUACUUUUAGCAAGAGGAAAUGUUAUUGUAGUCAGAGAAAACUACCCCCCUCCUUCGUGUCCACGGGAUGAACCCUUCUGGCUCUCUUAAUCUGAACGCAUUCAUCCAUAUCCACUAGUAGAUAAUCCUGUUUGUGUGCUGUUAAAAUGUCAAAGUCCAAAUUGACAGUGCAGCCUACACUCAAGGGAUCAGCAUCAGUUUCAACUAAAUGUUGUGCUAUGGAGUGUAAAUAUUCAUGGAUGCAAAUAAUAACAGCAGAUGCCGAUUUGGAGAGAUACUGUAUCAGUCCCCUAAAGGCACAUCAGUGUUAGUCAGAAGAAGGAGGAAAAUGAUCUCAACAAGCAUCUCCAUAUGCAAGGUACACGAUGGAGUCCUCCACAUACAGUUAGCACCAUUUCCUUUACUUGUCUUCUCUUCUUAUUCCCCAGUGACUCCCUAUUGAAUCAUGGUACUGGAGAUGCUUACACCCGUCACAUUAGAAUACUGCAGAAUCUCCUUUGCACGGCCAAAACACUUCAACCUGCCCAAAACUUGAAAACUUGUUGAUGUUUCUGAAAAGAUCGUAACUAAAGCCUGCCACCGUUGAGUUGAUGAGAUGGCGCCCUGGUCAUCUGAAUAACUCGGCGAGCAGGUAAUAUGGCCUGAACUCAAAAGCUGUAGUCCACACUCACCGUACUCACUUCACAUAACAUGAGAUGGUUCCUCACUAUUUGAAAACCCUUUCCUUCUCCUUUGAUGCCAUCAAUAAAGGGGUUUCCUUCCACCUAUUCUUACAAAAUGAACAGUAAUAGAAAAAUACCAGAAAAAAAAAUGCCCAAAACACCAAAAAAAAAAAAAAGAAAAAAAAAGUUUUCAAGCUUGGUUCAGGUGGAUUUGUCUGUUGACGAAGUAAAUUAAAAGAAGUAAAUUAAAAAGAAAUUUUGUUUAGUGGAUAAAUGCUGUCCCUGUCUGCCUCGCCUGUGUCGAUGGAGCAGCUCACAACCUUCACAUGCGCCAGGGUGCGUUCUUAUUUGUUGCCAGAGCAUUAAACAGCGCCUCUACAAUUGUGACUUAGGAUCUACAUUUCCAGAGGAUCCGUGUGGACGGCAGAAACAGCUUCCUUUUUGUGCUAUACUUUGUUGAAAUCAGCAUGGAAAAUGAUCAAUAGGAAAAUGUGCAGCGCCGUCUGGGUGGAGCCUAAUGCUAUUGUGGAUGGAAAACAGCCAAGAAAUGUGUGCUGCUUGUUUAGUGCAAAAAAUGGCAAAGUAACAUGAAAUAUAAACAGCCAAAAAUUCAAAAAUGUAAGCAAAUUUUGUAAAAAAAAAAAAAAAAAAUCCAAAAACUCAGAUGGAGACCUGACUAGUGACUUGUCUGGUCCCCCGUCAUUUCUGCAUUGUUCUGUCGAGCAUCUUCAAUGUCAUUUGAGCAAAAUAAUGU